Nothoprocta perdicaria is the source of this 3177-nucleotide messenger RNA. RefSeq names its product leucine carboxyl methyltransferase 2 (gene LCMT2). Gene Ontology annotation, biological process: wybutosine biosynthetic process; tRNA methylation. Gene Ontology annotation, molecular function: protein binding; tRNA methyltransferase activity. NCBI's taxonomy places the organism in Eukaryota, Metazoa, Chordata, Aves, Tinamiformes, Tinamidae. The transcript has 14 exons. The coding region runs from base 1 to 2652 and encodes 883 amino acids. The record is from RefSeq and is a predicted model, not a curated record.
AUGGUACUGUACCCAGGUCCAGUAGCAGUUGACUGGCAAAGUCCAGCCCUCCACUGCUGCAGUUGCAGGGAUCAAGAGGUCCAGCACAGAGACAGCAUUGGCGUCAAGGACUUCGAGCUCCGCGCCCCGCCCACGGAGCUCCGCGCCCCGCCCGCGGAGCUCCGCGCUCCGCCCACGGAGCUCCGCGCCCCGCCCACGGAGCUCCGMGCCCCGCCCACGGAGCUCCGCGCCCCGCCCACGGAGCUGCCCUCCCUGCCUGGGCGGCUCCCCCCCUGUUCCGCCACGGAGCUCCGCGCCCCGCCCACGGAGCUCCGCGCCCCGCCCACGGAGCUCCGCGCCCCGCCCACGGAGCUCCGCGCCCCGCCCACGGAGCUCCGCGCCCCGCCCACGGAGCUGCCCUCCCUGCCUGGGCGCCUCUCCGUCUGUCCCGCCACGGAGCUCCGCGCCCCGCCCAUGGAGCUCCGCGCCCCGCCCACGGAGCUCCGCGCCCCGCCCAUGGAGCUCCGCGCCCCGCCCACGGAGCUCCGCGCCCCGCCCGCGGAGCUCCGCGCCCCGCCCAUGGAGCUCCGCGCCCCGCCCACGGAGCUCCGCGCCCCGCCCGCGGAGCUCCCCACCCCUUGGCUCGGCGGGCGCCAGCGCGGACCCUUGUCCCGGCAGGUGCAGGGCACCGGCGACAGCAGCGCCCUCAGCAAGAGCUCGGCGGCGGCGCGAGGCUACGUGCGGGACCGCUUCCUGGCGCUGCUGGCGGGGCGGCGGCGGCGGCGAGCGCCCCUCGUCCACCGGGGUUAUUAUGUGCGGGCCCAGGCUGUGGACCACUGUGUUCGAGACUUCCUGCUGAAGACCCAAAGCUAUGCUAGGACACAGAUCCUGUCUUUAGGUGCUGGAUUUGACUCUUUAUACUUCCGCUUGAAGGACAUGGGUCUUCUGAGUCACACUGUGGUCUGUGAGGUGGAUUUUCCAAACGUGGCAUGCCAAAAAGCUGCUCUGAUCAAAGGAAUAAAAGAGCUGUCGUCGCUGGUGGGAGAUGCUGGAGGAGAAGGGCUCGGAGCCAUUGCCCUUUCUGGAAAGGAUUAUAAGUUACUAGGAGUGGACUUAACGGAGCUAUCUAAAUUGGAGAUAGCCCUGCAGGAAGCAGGACUGGACAAGGAAGUCCCCACUCUUUUCUUGGCAGAGGUGGUGCUCACCUACAUGGAAAAUAGCAGGUCAGAUGCCUUGGUACAGUGGGCAGCAGAUUGUUUUUCUCAGGCCUGUUUUGUGCUGUAUGAGCAGAUGCAUCCCGAGGACCCAUUUGGACGUGUUAUGCAGCRGCAUUUUAACCAGCUGAAUUCUCCCCUUCACUCUUUAGCACAGUACCCUGACCAUGAGACGCAGCGGAGGCGCUUCCUUCAACAUGGCUGGAGUGAGUGCAGCGUCAUGGACAUGAACGAGUUUUUUGCCUUCUGUGUUCCUGAAGAUGAGCAACGAAGAGUGCAGGCUCUAGAGCCUUUCGAUGAGUAUGAGGAAUGGCACCUGAAAUGUUCUCAUUAUUUUGUCUUGACUGCAGCAAAGGGGAUGAAGCCUUCCUGGACUCCUUUGAACAUGACAGUUGCUUGUGGUGAUGGUCCUGUCAGUGUGGCUGGAAGUAUCACUGCAGUAGCAUGUGGAAUGCACUCUGAAGCUGCUGGUCUGAGACGUUACGGUCACCACUCUGCUCUUAUAAAACCCAAUGUCAUUCUCACAACUGGAGGCUUUGGGGAGGAGGAUGGACAGCAUCGUCGUAUGAGAAAUUUCCAUGUCCUAAUUAAGCAUGAAGGCUGCUGGAAAGCUGGCUGUGUGAAAAAGGAAAAUUCUGGUAAAAGAUGGGAUGAGCGGUUGUACCAUACUGUGUCGUGUCUCUCGAACAGCCUGGCCCUGAUGGUAGGAGGACGGACAUCCCCAUCAAACGCAGCCUUGGGAAUGCUGUGGCUAAAGUUCCCAGACAGCAGUAAUGCCCUAGACUCCUUUACAGUGGAACUUGUAAACCCACAGACUGAACCAGCUGCUUUGCGUUGGAGACACAGUGCAACUGAAGUCAUGUUCAGAGGUGAAAAGUACCUGUUUAUAUAUGGGGGCCGUUCUGCUACGCAACCUGUGCUGGGAGACUGGCAUUUUCUGCACACUGAAGAACUUUCCUGCACUAUGAUUCCUGUUGAGGGUCCAGUACCGGAAGGCCGUCACUCUCACAGUGCAUGUACGUGGAGAGGAGGAGUGCUUAUUGCCGGAGGUCUGGGAGCAGCUGAGCAGCCUUUAGGCUCAGUUUUCUUUCUGAGAGAGAUUGAACAUGGUUUUCAGUGGCAGACAGUAGAGACACACCCUCCCCUCAUCCCAAGGUAUUCACAUACAGCACAUGUGCAUGAGGAAAAACUCCUGCUUGUUGGUGGAGUGUGGUUUCAUUCUUCCUCUGUGCCAGGCAUCACUGUCAUUGACUUAAUGACUGGUCUUUGCACAGACUAUAUGAUUAGUGUGGAACAUCUGGAGUGGCCGCUAAUGCUGCAUAAUCACAGUAGCAUCUUUCUGUCAGAUGAGAAAGAAUUGUUGCUCAUUGGCGGAGGUGGGAACUGCUUCUCCUUUGGGACACAUCUCAAUACAGAGCCUGUCUCCUUGAACCUCAGCAACAUCCUGACCAGCCACUGACAGGAACCAAAGAGGACUGACGAGACAUCCACUUCUAGGUCCAAGAGCAGCAACAUGUUUUCAUAGCUUUCAUAAAGGUCGGAUAAAGAAAAGGCAUCAGGAGAGACAGUUAAGACAGAGUUGCAUACUUCAUCUGUUUUAAUUUGGUACAGGUGUUUGUGCUGGUAAAAAUAAAAUAUCCCACAAGUAGCUCUGUAGUGUAAGCAGCAGCCUUUAGAGAUAAAAGGAGAAACAGUGCAGUGUUCAAAAGGGACAUAAGCCUGCACAAUGCUGAUUUGGAUGUGAAGGGUGGCCAGUGAGUCAAAAGCAAUUGAAAAUAAUCAAUCAAACAUAACUAAUAAGCAGAAGAGAAUGUUUAAAACCAGUUAAGAUAUGCAAGCUCAUUCCUCUCUUUGUCAGCAGCUCGAUCCCUCCUAGCUGUAGACUUUGCUAGAGGAUGAUAUAUCAGUAAGGGAGAGGGGGCAUGCUAUAUGAGGUCAUGAUUAGGCCUCAUCAGUAACAUUUGAUAGUAACUGCAUAUAAGGA